CAGCUGUUGUCUGUUUGGGUUGGUUGGUUUUAGCGGGAAAAGAAAACACCAUCUUGUUUUGUGCUAUUUUAUCAGUUAGUGGAACUUUUUUAACUUAUUAGUAUUUUACGUAUAAUUUGUACUUUUAAAAUAAAAUAUGGUUCGUAAACCGCAAAAGAAAAACUUUGUUAUAAAGCGAGACGGCCGCGAGGAAGAGGUACAUUUCGACAAAAUCACUUCUCGAAUUCAGAAAUUAUGCUACGGCUUAAACAUGGACUUUGUCGAUCCCGUGUCGAUUACGUUGAAAGUGAUUCACGGGUUAUAUCCGGGCGUAACGACAGUGGAACUGGACACUUUAGCUGCGGAAACGGCGGCUUCUAUGGCCACGGAUCAUCCUGAUUAUGCCACUCUCGCUGCUCGCAUCGCCGUGUCCAAUUUACACAAAGAAACUAAGAAACAGUUCAGCGAUGUUAUCAACGAUCUGUAUCAUAUGGUUAAUGAGAAAACCCAAACAGCAACUCCAAUGAUAUCCGAAAAAUACUACAAUAUUAUUAUGAAAAAUGCGGAUCGUUUAAAUUCAGUUAUCAUAUACGAUCGCGAUUUCUCGUACAACUACUUCGGUUUUAAGACUUUGGAGCGCUCAUAUCUUCUGAAGAUAAAUAAGAAAAUCGUGGAACGUCCUCAACACAUGUUGAUGCGCACGGCAGUCGGGAUUCACGGUGAAGAUAUCGAAGCGGCAAUUGAAACUUACAAUUACAUGUCCGAACGAUUUUUCACCCAUGCGAGUCCCACUCUGUUUUCUGCUGCGACUCCGAAACCACAGCUCUCUUCGUGUUUCUUGCUAAUGAUGCCUUCCGAUAGCAUCGAAGGUAUUUUUUCCUGUAUUACUCAAUGCGCUUUUAUAUCUAAAUGUGCCGGCGGUAUUGGCGUUAAUAUCCACAACAUUAGGGCAAAAGGAACAUACAUUGCGGGCACGAAUGGCGUUUCAAACGGCCUGGUGCCUUUGUUACGUGUUUUCAAUAAUGUGGCACGUUACGUCGAUCAAGGAGGCAACAAAAGGCCGGGGGCUUUCGCGAUUUACUUGGAGCCCUGGCACGCCGACAUAUUCGAGUUUUUAAACUUGAAGAAAAACACCGGGAAAGAGGAGCUCCGUGCUCGUGAUUUAUUUUACGGCCUGUGGGUUCCGGAUCUGUUUAUGAAACGAGUCGAACAAGAUCAGAUGUGGUCUUUAAUGUGUCCUCAUCAAUGCCCAGGGUUGCCAGAUUGCUGGGGGGAGGCCUUUGAGCAACUGUACGAGAAAUACGAACGUGAGGGCAAAUAUGUACGGCAGGUGAGAGCUCAAGAAUUGUGGCGUGCCAUUGUCACUUCCCAAGUGGAAACCGGAACUCCGUACAUGUUAUACAAAGAUUCCUGCAAUCGUAAAAGUAACCAACAAAAUUUGGGAACGAUCAAAAGCAGCAAUUUAUGUACGGAAAUUGUCGAAUACACUUCGCCCGAUGAAAUUGCAGUCUGCAAUUUGGCAUCGAUCGCUGUCAAUAUGUUUGUAAAAUCCGAUCGUAAAUCGUACGAUUUUCAACAGUUGAAAACCAUUACGAAAGUAGUCGCGAAGAAUUUGAACAAAAUCAUCGACGUAAACUAUUAUCCGAUCAUAGAAGCUCAGAAUUCCAAUUUCCGUCAUCGUCCCAUCGGCAUCGGCAUUCAAGGAUUGGCCGAUGCUUUCAUUUUAUUACGAAUGCCCUUCGAAAGCGAAGAGGCCGCCUUACUCAACCAACAAAUCUUCGAGACAAUAUACUAUGGCGCCUUAGAGGCUAGCUGCGAGCUCGCCGAAAUUGAAGGACCAUAUUCCACCUACUUAGGUUCACCAGUAAGUAAAGGAAUUCUGCAGUACGAAAUGUGGAACAAAACACCGACCGACCUUUGGGAUUGGGCGUCUUUAAAACUCAAAAUAGCGAAACACGGCAUACGAAAUUCCCUUCUAUUGGCACCAAUGCCGACUGCUUCGACUGCGCAAAUAUUAGGCAACAACGAAUCUGUCGAGCCCUACACUUCGAAUAUCUACACAAGACGGGUUCUCAGUGGCGAAUUCUUCGUUGUAAAUCAACAUUUAAUCAACGAUUUAACCGAUUUAGACCUAUGGAAUGAUGUAAUGAAAAAUCAAAUUAUCGCGAAUUAUGGAUCUGUUCAAAAUAUUCCCGGAAUUCCCGACAAUAUUAAAGCCAUCUACAAAACUGUGUGGGAAAUCAAGCAAAAAACAAUUAUAAACAUGGCAGCCGACCGGGGCGCCUUCAUAGACCAAAGUCAAUCCCUUAACAUACAUAUCGAAAAGCCGAACUACGCGAACAUCACUUCUAUGCAUUUCUACGGUUGGCACAAAGGGUUAAAAACUGGCAUGUACUACCUGAGAACUAAACCCGCAGUGCAGCCUAUACAGUUUACAGUUGAUAAAACUAAACUGCUCGUAACAAAUGGAAAUAUUAAUGGGGAGUCUUCCGCUUUAAAAAAAGAAAGUGAGAAAUUUGACGAAGACGCCGCACUAAUGUGCUCAUUGCAAAACCCAGGAAAUUGUGAUAUGUGCGGAGCUUAAUUAUUAGAAGUUUAUAAUAAAUGUAAGUUUAUAAUUUAAAUUAUUUAUUCAGUUUAAACAUAGGUCCAUGUCCUGGAACGAUCCAAUCUGCAAUUUCCAAUAUUUUGUCUCGAUUCUGAAAUUGCAGCUCUUGAGAGUCGCUGCCUGCAUUUUUCCAAAUAGUAUCGUCCACUAAAUCAUCCUCAUUUUCAAAGAGAUCUCCAACAAUGGCGGUAAUACCAUUUUCAUUUUCUACCAAUACUGUAACAUCUUGUAAAGUGUGACCCGGUGUGUGUAUUAUUUGUACGUUUUCGUCUAUUUUGUACGGACUGUCUGAGAAGUUAUGCGCAUAAUAAUUAUUUUUGUGAGAUAUGCAAUUUCCGACGAUAUGAGUUG
Messenger RNA from Photinus pyralis (common eastern firefly), 2938 nucleotides. It is a transcript of the gene RnrL, whose product is annotated as ribonucleoside-diphosphate reductase large subunit. The transcript has 4 exons. The record is from RefSeq and is a predicted model, not a curated record. Gene Ontology annotation, molecular function: ribonucleoside-diphosphate reductase activity, thioredoxin disulfide as acceptor; ATP binding. NCBI's taxonomy places the organism in Eukaryota, Metazoa, Arthropoda, Insecta, Coleoptera, Lampyridae. The coding region runs from base 137 to 2563 and encodes 808 amino acids. Gene Ontology annotation, cellular component: ribonucleoside-diphosphate reductase complex. Gene Ontology annotation, biological process: DNA replication; deoxyribonucleotide biosynthetic process.